CAAAGUGUGUAGACAUUUUAACGUUUAUUUAAUUUUAUUAUGUCUUUGUCUUGUCAGCAUAUUUCUGUCAAUCAGUGAGAUUAGUUUGAAUUCUGACAACUCUGGUUGUUGUUGCUCCGAGUAAAAAUUUAAAUACAUAAAACCAACUAUGUACGAACGAAAUAAAACCAUGUUUUAUAAUUCAUACCGAAGUGAAAAUAAACACCAGUUAAUUUAAAACAAGAAAUAAUUUGAAUCACUCUUAAUCAAAUAGAAGAAUAAAUUAGAGGAUUUAUUCGUUACAGUUAAGAUGAACACUGGCUGCUCUUAUAAGAAAUAAACAAAAAUGCGUAGAAAAUUCGAAAUAUCGUUACAUAAAUUCCUGCUCAUAUUUUUCACUAGCCUAUUAGCUUUCGAUUAUUAUGACUCUCGGAAUCCUCAGGACCCGUUAGUCCGUAUUGCGAACCCAAAGUUUUACUUACUUGGACCUCACAAUACGUCUUUACCUCCUACAGGCGAUGUAUACAAUCAGUUGAUAGACUUGAAGAACUUUUCAUUUCUCCUGAAUCCGCAGCCAUGCAAAGAGUACUCAGAGGGCCUACUUCUCAUGGUCUUAGUGGCUUCACGGCCCAGUAACUACCAGAAUCGAAUGGUGAUCCGAAACACUUGGGGCCGUUCCACUGAUUUCGCUAAAGUGUUAUUCCUUUUGGGACAGUCUACAGGAAAUUUCCAACAAACCAAUAAUGAGAGUGCUAUUUAUGGUGAUAUAGUGUUGGGAAAUUUUAAAGAUGCAUAUCGGAACAUGACAUAUAAGCAUGUUAUGGGCUUGAAAUGGAUUGUGCAUCACUGCCCCACAGCGAAGUAUGUUUUAAAAACUGAUGAUGAUAUUUUGGUGAAUUCAUAUGAACUGAGAAGGUUUUUGGCGAGAGAACUAUCUCCUUGGGGAGCGCGAGGACUGAUGACCUGUCAAGGGCUGGAUCACUCACUGGUCUACAGGAAAGGAUCCAAGUGGCAAGUGACUGUUGAAGAAUUCCCAGAACGUUACUACCCUCCAUACUGUGCAGGUUGGGCAAUAUUAUAUUCGCAAGAUGUUGUCCACAGGCUGCUUGAAGCCGCCCAAUCUCUGCCCUUUUUUUGGAUAGAUGACGUUCACAUCACUGGGACGUGUGCCCAGAAGGCUGGCAUCACUAUGACUCCCCUGACUAAUCUUCUGAUGACGUGGACACGUGCCAAUCUAUUGACAACUUUGGGUCCAAGGUUUAUUAGUGGGUCAUUUUUAUUCGGACCCACUGAUAUAUCACCAAGCAAGAUCUCGAAGAUAUGGAAAGUAAUUUGUCAUUAGAUAAGCAAAUUGAGGGCUUAGUGUUUGCAAUGAGACACAGCUAACCAUAGAUCACGUCACAAUUCCGCCCUAUUUUUAAAUUAAGCGCAUAUCUGCAGUGGAUUUCAAAUGGAUUGUGAAUUGCAAAGCCACACUAUGCUCUCUGUACUGAUUGGAUCUGUUAGCUAGAAUGGUAAGAAUCA
This is a messenger RNA of Plodia interpunctella (Indianmeal moth), 1503 nucleotides long. RefSeq names its product beta-1,3-galactosyltransferase 5-like. The transcript is spliced from 2 exons. The record is from RefSeq and is a predicted model, not a curated record. Lineage: Eukaryota; Metazoa; Arthropoda; Insecta; Lepidoptera; Pyralidae. The coding region runs from base 326 to 1321 and encodes 331 amino acids. Gene Ontology annotation, cellular component: Golgi membrane. Gene Ontology annotation, molecular function: hexosyltransferase activity.